Molecule: messenger RNA, 1795 nt
Organism: Aspergillus ochraceoroseus IBT 24754
Lineage: Eukaryota; Fungi; Ascomycota; Eurotiomycetes; Eurotiales; Aspergillaceae
Product: Zn(II)2Cys6 transcription factor
Exons: 1
Coding region: 127-1752 (541 amino acids)
Biological process (GO): aflatoxin biosynthetic process; regulation of DNA-templated transcription
Cellular component (GO): nucleus
Molecular function (GO): DNA binding; DNA-binding transcription factor activity, RNA polymerase II-specific; zinc ion binding
Source: RefSeq, a predicted model, not a curated record
CGACAAUGAGUAUAUAUCAAUAUCCAUCGGCAUUUAAUUCUGACGCUCCAAUUCCUCAUUGCGGAUUUGGGGAUUUUUUGGCUUUUUUUUUUCUUUUCUUUUGGGGUUCUCCGUCAUUCAACAUUCAUGGAGCGCACCGCGGUCCAUCUUCAGCAUGAUACAUCUCGUCCCAGUGUCACCGGGGGUAGUACGCAAAGUACCCGAAAACUGCGAGAAAGUUGCAUGCGUUGCUCCGGCUCCAAGGUUAAAUGCAAUAAGGAAAAGCCUACGUGCAGUCGAUGCGCACGCCGUGGUCUGUCUUGCGAGUAUACUAUAUCGAGACGCACUGGCCGUACCCGAGUUAUUGGGGUCGAGAAGCCACGAGCAACAACAGCAACAGCAGUCCCAGGAACAGGAACAGGAACAGGGACAGGGACAGGAACAGGAACAGGCACAGGCACAGGCACAGGAACAGACACAGGAACAGGAACAACAACCGCAACCGCAACCUCAACAACAGCAACAGCAACAGCAACAGCAACAGCAACAGCACCACCAGCAGGACCAGGAUCCGGAUCAGGACCAGGAACAGAAACACCAGUCGCCGCAUCGGGUGCCACCAUUGACCCUUCCUCAACUACUGCUACCACAACUAGUAGUAGUGGCGGUCAUGUCAAUGUCCAUGGCAACCAUGCGGGGAUUAACAGCAAUGGCAUCUGCUCACAUCGUAAUACUCCGGUUGUCACUCCCCAUACACCGGCUACCACUGCCCGAACCUCCCCCAAGUUAGACCAUUUACGCUCUCCCCCCGAGGAAACCGAGCUCUGGAACUCAAUUUUGUCUCCCAAUGCCAGCAAUUGUACAGAUCUAUCCUCUCUCCUCUCCUUGAACACCGAUAUUGGACAGCUCUUUGCCUCACUAUCGCCCCCGAGUCUGGACACAGAUGCGGUGGAUACCGAUCUGCACCGGCAUGGGAUGGCAGACCUAUCGGUGGCCGAUGCCGCAUCCGCCUCCUUUAUGCAGGAUAUCACCGGGACGGCUGCUCUGUCAUCCGGGUCCUCUUUUCCCAACACGCAUCCUUGCUGUUUGACCAUCUGCUUGGAAAUCCUGAUGCGGCUAUUCCCGAAUGCCCCCGUUGGCUGCCAACGGCCCGGGAGCGAAGACGAGCCUAGUAAACUCUGCACGAUUGAGUCGGUUAUUGCGGAUAAUAAACAGAUUAUGGACACGAUCCAGACCGUAUUGGAGUGCCGCUGCGCACAGGAUGAGUAUGUCGUGACGCUCGUGUCCCUCAUUGUCCUCAAGGUGAUGGGUUGGUAUGUCGCUGCUGCUCGGGACCGGCCCUCGGGUGCAGUCCGCGACGGGGGUAUGGAUUGGGAGGGCGGGCUGCACAGUCGUCGACCUUCCUCCUCCUCGUUUGACGAGGAGGUGCUGCAUUUGCCCACGAUUAUUGGCGGAUACUGCAUUGAUGGCCAUCAUCAGAGCCGUAUGGCCGCCCAGCUGGUGCUCAGUGAACUACACCGCGUCCAGCGGCUGGUAACGCUGGUGGGACGUAGGUUUGAAGUUCUGAGACAGCGUCCCUUUAGUCAAGACUCUUCUGCGAGCUCCAGCUCGGCCGCCAGCAGUGUGCUGGACUCUGGCGGCCCAUUGCCUAUGCUCCCCGGUCCGGGGAUAUCGCCCCUGUCAUCCAACACUUUGUCUCAUUUGGAGGACGAUCUGCGCAGACGAUUCCGGGCAGUCUCCUCGGAAACAAUUGAAAUUUUGCGCCGUGCAUAACGAAGUCUUUCUUGUUUACCUAUCAUGGAUGAAGGUCCUUUCC